CAGCAGCGACGUGCGGUUUCCUGACUUUUCUUGUGUUUGCUUUUUGGCUUUCUCUCCUCCCUCAAUGCUUUCCCAGCGGCUAGUUAAUGCUUAAUCUUAAUUCCUAAUUUCUAAUCCCCUGUCGCCGGUGGCACGACCGUCCUUGAACGCCACUUGCCCUUUCAGCAAGCAGGCUGUGCCCUCAUUUUGUCUCGGAUCGGCUUUGCGACUGCAGCAUCACCUGCAGAUACUAUCAUCCCACGGACCUUCAUCCCUUCCAUCCUGGCCGUACUUGCAGGCCCAGACCUUCAUAAGCGAAACCAGCUCGGCAUCCCUGGUUGCAGAUGGCCUGGGUCUGAGCGGUGGUUUCUGUCGUGUACUGGGCUUCAUUCAUCACUGACCCCGACCAGCAGGGCGUGAGUAUAACCAUGCUGGCCACCGCGUCCGCCGCGGACGACGCUGGCCACCAUCCUCGUCCCCGUUCUUCUGCGCUCCCUUUGUCGCCGUCACCGACCCUGUCGAAUCCCGAUAUGAUCCUGCCGUUCGAUCACAACAGUCGCGAGUCCUCGACCCCGUCCCCGCCGUUCAAUCUCCCCUCCUUGUCCAACCUCCAGACCUUUUACGAGAAGCACACCGCCCCCGAGGAAGUCGUGGACCACACCCCGGGUGUCGCAUCGACGGGCAUUGCCCUGUCGUAUGGCACUCGACCCCCGAAAAAGGGCUAUUCACGUCAUACAUGGCUGCACGAGGGGGUGGAUGCGAGUCGUCGGUUGUCGGAUAUCGGGGAGGAGGAUCUCUCGCCGUCGCCAGCAUAUUUGGAGAAGGGAAGUUCGGGAAACUUACAGGUCAUAUCGCCGACGGGUCGGAUGGCUGGAUCGCCUGUUUCACAACACGAGACGGGUGCGGUGGAGGCUAGGGAAAUGGCGGCGUGGAGCAGCUCGUCUAGCUCGACAGUUAGUGGUGCUAGCGACUCGUCGCAGGAUGGCACUAAGGGCCGUCAGGAAGCUCGUGGUCUUCUGCAAAAUCCUCACCAGCUCACCGACGGUGUGCGCGCGGCGAUGGACAGCCUGAAUGGAAAUAAUGGUUCAACCCCGAGUUUGCUGGGGUCGGAGGAAGGCGGUCCCGGGGUGGAGCUGCCGUCCGCCGUGCUGAGCACCGAAGCCGAGAGGAUCCUGGAAAACGCGAAGAAGCGCCUGACGCUCAUGGAGGGCAACCUCUCUCGGGCUCGCACGUCAAUGCGCGCGUCUCCGUCGCUGUCGGCAUCACCAACGCCAUCCGUGGGUCAUCAACAACUGGGACUGGGUCAGCCAGUCGGGGGCCUGUAUCAAUCCAUAUCUCGGACCGAUCGUCGAGCGUCGACGCAUCGUACACGUGCAACGUAUGUCUCCUCUCAGGAUGCGAUAAACAACCGACACUCGCGGGUAUACAGCGAAAGCAAGCUGCCAUCCACUGCAUCGAGUCUUCCUGCCGUUGAAGACCUGUCCCGGUCUGUCAGCGCCUUAGGCUCAGUCACUUCCCCGAACCUUCAUCAUGAUGAGCGAAGCUUCCGCUACGACCCAGCCCGUGCGUAUCUCACCCACCGGGCGGCUGUAUCAGCGAUGCAAAGGACCCAGGCCUGCGCGUCGCCGCCGGAGUCGAACCAGCGAGCCCCGUCUGACUCACCUAAAGGACUAGGCAUCUCCACGGAAGAACCCGAAGAACCCGAAGACAAGGUAUACGAUGUGGAGGGAAGCAGCCGGGCCUAUCCCACGUACGAUCCUCCUUCCCGAUCGCAGUCGCAGCUGCAGGUGCGCGAUCUCCAAGAUCAAAUGAAGGGCCUACACAUCAAGAUAUCCAGUCUCAAGGUCAAAGCGCAGGAAGACAAUCUCCGUCGUCGUAGCAUGCAAAGCCUGCGGACGCCGAGUCCUCUUACAUCAGCGGACCAGUGGAAUCACAAGGCCGAACUGAAAGAGCGCCGAAGCAAUCCUAACGUGCAUGCCGGAUAUGGGCAGGCUGCUCAAGACAGCCGGUUUACCGGGGACUAUGGCAAUAGAUACGAGACCGAGACUGGCACUGGAAGAUAUGCAAUGCGAGAGCAGGCGAAGCCGUCGAAUGGCCAUGCGGCACCCCAGGCUUAUGAGCCCGAAGACGACGAUGACGCACAAUCGGUAGCUGGGACCCUCUAUGAGGAUGCCGAGGAGGGUGAUUACGAUGUGGAUGGCUCCUUUAACUCGGAUAUUGACCGCGAGACGUUGAAUGAAAUCUUGCGCGAGCCUCUGGAUGAUGAUUUUGAUGGUACGUUGGAGGCCUUUCCUGCGGCCCCGCAGAGCCUUGAAGAUACGCCACAUGAGGAGCGGGAGGACGCUUUUGACUAUGAGCAUUUCAUCCUGCAUAGCGCGCUGGGCAACUAUACGCAAUCUCGGAUGCGACGGGAGAGCAAUGUUUCCACCACGUCGGUAGAGACGACGCGACCAAUCGAUCACCGCCCACGACGCUCCCGGGCCAACAGUACAGCCUCGGUAUCCACCGUGGCGACGUUUGAAACGGCGAUUGAGGGGGACCGAGAUGAGGUUGAAAGUGUUCUCUACUGGGACCGAAAAUUCAAUGAUGAACUGCGCAACAACCAUGUACCCGAUGAGAACGGGGACGAGUCCAAUGGCAUGGACCAGGAAGCUGAAGGGACUCCCCGCGCGCUCCGCCGGCAGCCUAGUAGUCAACGGGACCAAGGCAAUCACUAUUCUGGGGCCGAAUUGAUGCCGCAGCGAUCCGACUCUGCAACCACGGGGUCCACCACCCCCACAUCUCUGGUAUCCUCGCUCGUAUCGACCGUUCGCGCCGCAGCCAGUCCUCACCCGAGCGCAGCGGCUAAAGGAAACAUGGGCCUGAACGACGACGACACCCGGCUGUUGGAGCGGUUGUUCCAGAGCCUCGGGGAUGUUUGCAUGGAUUUGCAGAAUAUCACGACGUCCGCGGACCCGGACCCCAAAGAGGUGCGACUGCUGCGGCGGCGACUGGAUGCGGCACGACGGGUGCUGGACGGGGAGCUGGACACCUAGAUGUAAAUAAUUAUGGGCCGACGCCUGGAGGCAGGUCGUGCUUUUGGCGUUUGUUGAUGAGGCAGCCUGGGCGCAAGCCUUGCUAUGAUACCCCAACGUUCGAUUUAGCCUUGCAUGCUUGUAUGUAUAUAGUUAUUACCGAACGAACAUG
Molecule: messenger RNA, 3165 nt
Organism: Aspergillus heteromorphus CBS 117.55
Lineage: Eukaryota; Fungi; Ascomycota; Eurotiomycetes; Eurotiales; Aspergillaceae
Exons: 3
Coding region: 408-3014 (868 amino acids)
Source: RefSeq, a predicted model, not a curated record